Messenger RNA from Boeremia exigua, 589 nucleotides. RefSeq lists its product as uncharacterized. The record is from RefSeq and is a predicted model, not a curated record. The transcript is spliced from 3 exons. Gene Ontology annotation, molecular function: zinc ion binding; DNA-directed RNA polymerase activity; nucleic acid binding. Gene Ontology annotation, biological process: DNA-templated transcription; termination of RNA polymerase III transcription. Gene Ontology annotation, cellular component: RNA polymerase III complex. Bases 99 to 455 code for a protein of 118 amino acids. Lineage: Eukaryota; Fungi; Ascomycota; Dothideomycetes; Pleosporales; Didymellaceae.
CCAGGGUCCACUGUAACUUUCUCAUAGCCGUCACACCACACCCACAGCCCGUGCCGACGACAAAGUGCUCAAAGUCAACACCUCGACGCCUGCCCGCAAUGCUGCUCUUCUGCCCAACCUGCAGCAACAUGCUGCGCGUCAGCCGCGUCCCGCCGGGCGACCCGACCAUCGAGCAGUACGUGGGCCAGAACCGCUUCGAGUGUCUGACGUGCCCGUACCACUUCGUCAUCAACAAGCGCUAUUACGAGCGCAAGUACCUCAAGAAGAAGGAGGUCGAGGACAUCCUGGGUGGGAAGGGCGCGUGGGACAAUGUCGAUAAGACGGAAGUGCAAUGUCCGAACGAAAAGUGCCGCAACGAUCAGGCGUACUGGUAUCAGCUGCAGAUCCGCAGUGCCGACGAGCCCAUGACGGCCUUCUACAAGUGCACCAAGUGCGCGAAAGAGUGGCGCGAGUAGAUCGUCUUCUCCGCCUCGAGGACUUGGCUUUGCAUAUACGGAGUUUAGGGAGCGACAAUGUUGCACUUGCGUUGGAAAUACCCCGGUUGUCUUACUUCUACAAUACUAGACCUUCUUUGCUACCAGCUAUGGUA